AUGAAACGCGCCCUUCAUGCUGCCUCCCGGGGCAACAGGCUAAAUGUCAUCCUUGCAUCUUCCUGCAUUGCAUGCUUAUUCUGGCUAUCCCUAUACUGUCAUCCCACACGGUCUUUUGAGAACCCUCAAUUGGCGCGCCGCUCAUCCCGAGCACAGCCUCCCUGGGAUGAGCCCUUCGCUCUCGAGGAAUUCCUAAUCACCGUCCCAGACCCCGCCAAAGCCCGAGAAUGGAGUAUCUACUACACCUCCCGGCCGCAUUACCUGAGUCUUGGUCUUCCCCAAGGUCUCUGGACCCAGGUCAAAUGGCAGGAAUUCGGCGCCAACGCGUCUAUCAAAGACUACCCUGUCGACAACCCGGGUAACCCCUUCACUGUGCCCAAGUACAGUCGUCUUGCUCUGCUCAAUCAGGAUGCUGGAGGGCGAGUGGUUUACGAGGCAGGUCUCGUCGAGAACACCACGGAUGUGAAUCCUGUGAGCGGAGAAGCCGUGGUCGUGCCUCCAUUUUUCAGCUUUUCGCCGAGCUGCAACCUCAAUGCGUCUGUAGUAUACGCGAACUUUGGAACCGAGGAAGACUUUGGAGAUCUGGACCGCGCAAACGUCAACGUUACUGGAAAAUUGGUUCUUAUCAAGGCCGGCAAGGCACAAGGUCCCCUUCUUGGCGAUACUUUUCUCGAAACGGGCCUUGCGGGGUAUAUCACCUACCCAGAUCCCCAGCUGGAUGGCGAAUUUACUGGUGACAACGGUUAUCUGCCGUAUCCGGAUGGCCCGGCUCGAGCGUCAUCAAGUGUCUUUCGGCAGGGUGGACCUCAUUCCUAUCCGAACAAAUCACACGCCGGUCCAAUGCCAGUACUGCCCAUCUCAUACGAAGAUGCAAUCCCAAUCUUGCAAGCUCUCAACGACCACGGGCCGCGAGCUGACGAACUAGGAGACUCGUGGAAGGGCGGCCGACUGGGCUAUAGUGGUGUCGAAUAUAACGUAGGUCCCACACCGUCCAAUAUUGUCCUGAACAUGCAUAUCGAAAUGGAAGAGAUCCAGGCCGUCGCCUACAACGUGGUCGGCACAAUCGAGGGUGAGAUUGAAGAUGAAGUAGUAAUCAUCGGCAACCACCGCGAUGCAUGGGGUGCUGGCGCUGCAGACCCAAAUAGCGGUUCCGCAAUCCUGAACGAGCUUGUCCGCAGCUUCGGCCUAGCUGUCCAGCUUGGCUGGCGGCCCCUCCGGACCAUUAUCUUCAUUAGUUGGGACGGCCACGAGAUGGGAUUCUGGGGCUCCAUGCCGUGGGUUCAGGAGAAUAUCCCGUGGCUAUCCAACAAAACAGUAGCCUACGUGGAAGCACCAAAUGCCGUCUCGGGCAGCCAAUAUUUCACCAAAGCCAGUCCUCUCCUGGGUUCACUGUUCCGUGAAGUCACGUCCCAGAUCCCAUCUCCCAAUCAGACUAUUCCAGGCCAAUCGGUACUAGACCUCUGGGGUGGCUCGUUGGGGCCACAGGGUGGUGGUGAUGCUACGAUUUUUGUGCGCCAGUGUAUCACCACGGGGGACUUUGGCUUCGAGCAGGGAGACCACGAUCCUGUGUUCCAUUGGCAUAGCAGCUUCGACACGGUGGCCUGGAUGGACAGAUUUGGAGACCCCGGGUUUCAGUAUCACAUGGCGGCUGCGCGGGUUUGGGCUUUGCUCGCGGCCAGGCUGGUAGAAAGUCCCGUGCACCCAUUUAAUGUGACCGAGUAUGCAGCUACUCUGCGCCAUUACGUCAGCCUUAUUGAGGAGGAAGCAGACGAAACUUUGGGGUCUAUGCUCAGUUUUGAAACAUUAAACGAUGAUCUGUCACGUCUCCAUUCUGUUGCUGUGAAGUUUGAUAUGCUCGCCGCAGAGCUUCGAGAAUCGGGCAGGACGGCAUUCGACCACGAAGUGAAAACCGUGAAUGCCAAGUACCGCAUGUUUGAGCGUCAAUUCUACAAUGAAGAGGGCAACGGGACGGGGCAGAGUAAAAAGAAUAUCGUCUUCCAGGAUAGCUCGUACAAGGUCGAUAAGCCUGGGUUCCCAGGGCUGGCAAACAGCGUCGAGUCGGGGGAUUUGGAUGAGGCUGAGGUGAGUGAGUCUGCUAAUCAAAAAAGUUCAGUGCUAACAAGGAUUAGAAAUGGUUAA
Messenger RNA from Aspergillus ruber CBS 135680, 2139 nucleotides. Its product is annotated as Zn-dependent exopeptidase. The record is from RefSeq and is a predicted model, not a curated record. The transcript is spliced from 2 exons. Gene Ontology annotation, molecular function: carboxypeptidase activity. The coding region runs from base 1 to 2139 and encodes 712 amino acids. NCBI's taxonomy places the organism in Eukaryota, Fungi, Ascomycota, Eurotiomycetes, Eurotiales, Aspergillaceae.